UAUUCAACACCAAAUGAAAAGUGCAUGCUCUUUAUCUGCAGCAUGGUCACGGUAUGAAGGCUCGUACGUCCAGAAAAGUGGCUUCUGCAGCUUUAAAAGGGGAUCAAUGGUUGUUUUAAAUGAGGGUCCACGUGAGGCAGGCUGCUGUGUUUCUGUGGAUGACAACGGCGCAACUUGCGCUCUGCAGUAGCAGCGAUGCUUUAAUUCCGCGUCAGAUCAAGUUUGAUCAAUAUCCCCCUGCUGGCCCAAUUGGAGGAGCCUCAUUCACAACCAGCUCUGCUCCUCUCCACCACCAUUUUCGGGAUAAGCCCCUUAUUUAUAUUAGUAAGAUUUUUUUUUUCCUUCCCUCCGGUAGUCAGUCCGCUCUGCAAUCCACUUCACAAUCCAAUGAGGCUCGUCGGGGCUGCGUGAGGAAAAUUCAUCCGGAGCUUCGUUGCUUCUUGGCUUCCAGAGCUGUGUCCAUGCAGCUGUCUUCAGCAUCGCUUUAGGAGUUGCAAUUAGAGGCUGGCGAAAAUGGGACAGAGCGUUUUACAAACGAUCAUUUUCUUGCUGGGGGUUCUUGAAAGAUCCUACGGAGGCUUUCCCAACACUAUCAGUAUAGGGGGACUUUUUAUGAAAUCCACGGUGCAGGAGCACAGCGCGUUCAGAUUUGCUGUGCAGCUGUACAAUACAAACCAAAACGUGACCGAAAAACCUUUCCAUCUGAAUUACCACGUAGACCACCUUGAAUCAUCGAACAGCUUUUCAGUCACUCAUGCAUUCUGCUCUCAGUUCUCCAGAGGAGUUUACGCUAUCUUUGGCUUCUACGACAAAAAGUCCAUGAACACACUGACUUCCUUCUGCGGAGCCCUCCACACCUCCUUCGUCACUCCUAGUUACCCAACAGAUGCUGAUGUUCAGUUUGUCAUCCAGAUGCGACCAGCUUUGCGGGGUGCUGUCCUCAGCCUUCUGGCCCACUAUAAAUGGGAGCGCUUUGUCUAUCUCUACGACACUGAUAGGGGGUUCUCCAUUCUCCAAGCGAUCAUGGAGUCGGCUGUUACAAACAACUGGCAGGUAACGGCACGGUCCGUGGGCAGCAUAACCGAUGCCCAGGAGUUUCGACGCAUCAUUGAGGAGAUGGACAGAAGACAGGAGAAGCGUUACUUAAUAGACUGUGAAGUCGAAAGGAUCAAUGCCAUCUUGGAGCAGGUCGUGAGCCUUGGGAAGCACAGUCGAGGCUACCACUACAUGCUGGCUAACCUGGGCUUUUCAAAUGUGAGCUUAGAGAGGGUCCUCCAAGGUGGUGCAAACAUAACCGGUUUUCAGAUUAUCAAUCCUGAAAAUCCCAUUGUGCAGCAAUUUAUGCAACGCUGGGUGCGACUAGAUGAGCGAGAGUUCCCUGAAGCCAAAAAUGUGCCACUUAAAUACACUUCAGCGCUUACCCAUGAUGCAAUUCUUGUGAUCGCAGAAGCCUUUCGCUACCUUCGGAGGCAGCGGGUGGAUGUUUCCCGAAGAGGGAGUGCUGGAGACUGCCUUGCCAACCCUGCAGUACCCUGGAGCCAGGGCAUUGACAUUGAGCGUGCCCUCAAAAUGGUCCAACUGCAAGGCAUGACUGGAAAUAUCCAGUUUGACACAUAUGGUCGAAGGUCCAAUUUCACCAUAGAUGUGUACGAAAUGAAAGCUGGAGGUUCACGAAAGGUGGGCUACUGGAAUGAAUAUGAAAGGUUUGUGUAUGUCACGGAUCAGCAGGUUUCCAAUGAUUCCUCUUCAGUGGAAAACCGAACAAUCGUGGUGACGACCAUCAUGGAAGCACCAUAUGUGAUGCUCAAGAAAAACUUUGACCAACUGGAAGGAAAUGAGAGAUAUGAAGGCUACUGUGUGGAUUUAGCAUCAGAAAUUGCUAAGCACGUUGGAAUCAAAUACAAACUGUCAAUUGUCGAGGAUGGCAAGUAUGGCGCCAGAGAUCCAGAGACUAAGAUAUGGAACGGCAUGGUGGGUGAACUCGUCUAUGGGAGAGCAGAUAUAGCCGUUGCACCUCUUACUAUAACACUGGUGCGAGAGGAAGUGAUUGACUUUUCUAAGCCUUUUAUGAGCCUGGGGAUCUCCAUUAUGAUAAAGAAGCCACAAAAGUCCAAACCUGGAGUGUUCUCCUUCCUGGACCCCUUGGCAUAUGAGAUUUGGAUGUGUAUAGUGUUUGCCUAUAUCGGAGUCAGUGUGGUCCUCUUCUUGGUCAGCCGCUUCAGUCCCUAUGAGUGGCAUUUGGAUGACAGUGAUGAAGCACGUGAUCCCCAGACCCCGCCGGACCCUCCAAACGACUUUGGGAUUUUUAAUAGUCUCUGGUUUUCCCUGGGGGCUUUUAUGCAGCAAGGAUGCGAUAUUUCACCAAGAUCCCUCUCCGGGCGGAUUGUUGGAGGUGUCUGGUGGUUUUUCACUCUGAUCAUUAUUUCAUCCUAUACUGCUAAUCUUGCUGCCUUCCUCACUGUUGAGAGGAUGGUUUCCCCCAUCGAAAGUGCAGAAGAUCUCGCAAAGCAAACCGAAAUCGCCUAUGGCACCUUGGACUCUGGCUCAACUAAAGAAUUCUUUAGACGAUCAAAGAUAGCGGUAUAUGAAAAGAUGUGGUCAUAUAUGAAAUCAGCUGAACCGUCUGUCUUUGCAAAGACGACAGCUGAAGGGGUUGCCCGGGUACGAAAGUCGAAGGGCAAAUUCGCCUUCCUGCUGGAGUCCACCAUGAAUGAGUACAUAGAGCAGCGGAAACCCUGUGACACCAUGAAAGUGGGCGGAAACCUUGACUCUAAGGGUUACGGUGUGGCGACCCCAAAAGGCUCGGCAUUAAGAAAUGCUGUUAACCUGGCAGUAUUAAAACUGAAUGAGCAAGGCCUCUUGGACAAAUUGAAAAACAAAUGGUGGUACGACAAAGGAGAGUGCGGCAGCGGGGGAGGUGACUCCAAGGACAAGACAAGCGCCUUGAGUCUAAGCAAUGUAGCCGGCGUCUUCUACAUUCUUGUUGGAGGCCUGGGGUUGGCAAUGAUGGUGGCCUUAAUAGAAUUCUGUUACAAAUCAAGGGCCGAAUCCAAAAGGCUGAAACUUGCAAAGAAUGCUCAAAACUUUAAACCAACUCCCCCAACAAACACCCAGAAUUUUGCUACAUAUCGAGAAGGAUACAACGUCUAUGGAACAGAAAGUGUUAAAAUCUAAGGCUGAAAAUCAGCAGGUGCACAGGCUGUGGAGAAGAACCAUGACUGGGAGCGAGGGGGAGAUCGCUGGGAAACGGGCCUUAACCACCCUGGGCCCUCGGCAUGCAGCCCGAGUGUCCGGCAUUGCACAGGAAUCAUUGACAGCUCAACAGACUCGUCAUUCAAAAGAACUGAAUUUUUUUUUUCCUUCAGUGCCUUAAGGAACGGCCACGGAAUAGCAGCACCGCGGCUCAACACAGCAUAUAUUGCUUUGCCUGAAAUUGCAAAGGAAAUCCCAUAAACUCUAUUGUAAUCCCUAAAAGCACCCUUACUCCCAGUUCGGAAUCGAACUGCUCAAUGACAAAAGCCAUCAUUUGCUGCUGCUGCACAGCUGGAUGAGCUGGUUUGCAGGGAGAAAAAAAAAAUUUGAAACGCACUGUGAUUCACAUUGGAGCUCAAAGGCAACAAGUCACUCACUCAUCAGACAAUCCAAGUCUGCCUGCCUGCCUGCCUGCCAUGCCUGCUCCAGUGAAAAAGGCCAGAAUGUGGAGGUGGCGGAGUUGCAUUGUGUGUUGAGAGACGAAGCAGUUAUUUGAAAGAGUAAAGGGACAUCAGGUGUUAGUCAGUAAAAUGUGUUUUUUUAUUUAUCUUUUUUUUUUCUAAUUAUUAUUAUUUUAGUUGCCCUUCAUGUCAAAAACAUCAGUUGCAGAAGUGAGCUGCAAAAUAGGAUCAGAGGUCAGCAGAGAAAAUGAAGUUGAUCACAAUGUCCAAAGGAUGAUUGGCUGUUUGUAGAAGACAAAAGAAGACAAGAA
This is a messenger RNA of Erpetoichthys calabaricus (reedfish), 3964 nucleotides long. RefSeq names its product glutamate receptor 3. Gene Ontology annotation, cellular component: postsynaptic membrane; plasma membrane; AMPA glutamate receptor complex. Bases 514 to 3174 code for a protein of 886 amino acids. Gene Ontology annotation, molecular function: transmitter-gated monoatomic ion channel activity involved in regulation of postsynaptic membrane potential; AMPA glutamate receptor activity. NCBI's taxonomy places the organism in Eukaryota, Metazoa, Chordata, Cladistia, Polypteriformes, Polypteridae. The transcript has 16 exons. Gene Ontology annotation, biological process: modulation of chemical synaptic transmission; monoatomic ion transport; synaptic transmission, glutamatergic. The record is from RefSeq and is a predicted model, not a curated record.